AUGAGAGGCUUUGCUUCUUCAGCAUCUAGAAUAGCGGCGGCAGCAACGAAACCGGCCGAAUCCCUAAAUCCAAAACCCUUUAAACCCAUACCUUCCUCAGGUAAACCCGCCAAUCCUACUGACCAGCGUUACAUUUCGCAAAUCAUCGGGAGGAAAGAUUGGUUUUUGGUCCUCAAGCAGGAAUUCAUUGCUCAUCGAAUUGGUUUAAACUCUCGAUUCGUCAUCAGCGUUUUGCAGAACCAAGACAACCCAUUACACUCCCUGAGAUUCUACCUCUGGGUCUCCAACACCGACCCGGUUUACGCCAGGGACCAGUCUCUGAAAACCGUUCUAGGGAACGCCCUCUUCCGCAGAGGCCCUCUAUUGCUCUCUAUGGAGCUUCUCAAGGAAAUUAGGGAUUCAGGGUAUCGGAUUACUGACGAAUUGAUGUGUGUAUUGAUCGGCAGCUGGGGAAAAUUAGGUUUAGCUAAAUACUGUAACGAUGUCUUUGCGCAGAUAUCUUUCCUCGGGAUGAAACCCAGCACGCGGCUGUACAACGCUGUGAUCGACGCGCUGGUGAAGUCCAAUUCGCUUGAUUUGGCUUACCUCAAGUUCCAGCAGAUGCGUAGUGACGACUGUAAACCGGACCGGUUCACCUACAAUAUACUCGUCCAUGGUGUUUGCAAGAAAGGUGUGGUUGAUGAAGCGAUUCGGCUGGUGAAACAGAUGGAACGAGAAGGGAACAGGCCAAAUGUGUUCACUUUCACGAUUUUGAUUGAUGGGUUUUUGAUCGCAGGGAGAGUUGAGGAAGCAUUGAAGCAGUUGGAGAUGAUGCGAGAGAGGAAGCUGAAUCCUAACGAAGCUACAGUGAGAACUUUGGUUCAUGGGGUUUUCCGUUGCUUGCCGCCGUGUGAAGCGUUUGAGGUUUUGCUUGGGUUUAUGGAGAAAGACUCGAACUUGCAGAGAGUGGGAUAUGAUACUGUGCUGUGUUGUCUUUCAAGCAACUCAAUGGGGAAAGAGACUGCUCUCUUCUUGAAGAAAACAGGUGAGAGAGGUUAUGUGCCGGAUUCUUCAACGUUCAAUGUUGCAAUGAAUUGUCUCUUGAAAAGGUAUGAUCUUGUGGAGACUUGUGGGAUAUUCGACGGUUUUGUUAACCGAGGAGUGAAGCCAGGAUUCAAUGGUUAUCUUGUGGUGGUUCAAGCUCUGUUGAAAGCUCAUAGGUUCUCUGAAGGUGAACGGUAUCUGACACUAAUGAGUGUUGAUGGACUUAUAUCGAGUGCGUAUGAUUACAAUGCGGUGAUUGACUGUCUCUGCAAGGCGAAACAGACGGAGCGUGCAGCUAUGUUCUUGACAGAGAUGCAGGAGAGAGGUGUUUCUCCGAAUCUUGUAACUUUCAAUACCUUUAUGAGCGGUUAUAGCGUGAACGGCGAUGUAGAGAAGGUUCACGGAAUGCUAGAGAAGCUUCUUGAUCGUGGUUGCAAACCAGACGUGAUCACUUUCAGUACCAUCAUAAGCUGUCUUUGCCGUGCAAAGGAGAUCAAAGAUGCGUUUGACUGUUUCAAGGAGAUGUUGGAGUGGGGGAUUGAGCCGAACGAGAUCACUUAUAAUAUCCUGAUUCGUUCGUCUUGCUCUACAGGAGAUAUUGGUAGGUCAGUGAGGCUUUUUAGGAGGAUGAAGGAAAGUGGGUUGAGUCCAGACGUUUAUGCGUACAAUGCGGUUAUUAAGAGCUUUUGCAGGAUGAGAAAGGUUGAGAAAGCUGAGGAAAUGGUGAAGACGAUGGUGAGGAUUGGUUUGAAACCAGAUAACUAUACAUACGGCGCUCUCAUCAAAGCGUUGAGUGAAACUGGGAGAGAGAGUGAAGCGAGAGAGAUGUUUAGUUCAAUGGAAAGACAUGGAUGUGUUCCGGAUUCAUAUACUAGGCGUCUUCUUGAAGAACUCUCGAGAGAAACAGUGUCAGCUUCAUAG
Messenger RNA from Microthlaspi erraticum, 1944 nucleotides. NCBI's taxonomy places the organism in Eukaryota, Viridiplantae, Streptophyta, Magnoliopsida, Brassicales, Brassicaceae. The record is from the annotation of a GenBank genome assembly.